AGAAGAGAGGAUGGCGAGUCGACUGCGCAGCCCCUUUAAGGAACCAGAGAUCGAGCUGUUUGUGAAGGCUGCCUUGGAUGGGGAAAACAUUGGGAACUGCCCCUUCUGCCAGAGCCUUUUCAUGGUGCUGUGGCUCAAAGGGGUCCGAUUCAACGUGACAACAGUUGACAUUACAAGGAAACCUGAAGAGCUGAAGAAUCUGGCACCAGGAAUAAAACCUCCAUUCUUGGUGUUCAACAAGGAACUGAAAACCGACUUCCUGAAGAUUGAGGACUUCCUGGAACAGACCCUGGCACCUCCCAGGUACUCUCAACUCACCCCCAAACACAAGGAGUCCCUGCAUGUCGGCGCAGACAUCUUUGCCAAGUUCUCCGCAUACAUCAAGAACCCUCAAAAGGAAGCAAACAAGAAGUUGGAGAAAGCUUUGCUGAGAGAGUUCCAGCGCCUGGAUGAUUAUCUGAACACCCCAGUCCCAGAGGAAAUUGACCAGGACAGCACUGAGGAGGUGCUGGUCUCUAGGAGGAAGUUCCUGGAUGGGGACCGGAUGACGUUAGCUGAUUGCAACCUGCUGCCCAAACUCAACGUCAUCAAGAUCGCUGCAAAGAAAUACCGCAACUUCGAGAUCCCACGAGAGAUGACAGCAAUCUGGCGCUACCUCCAGAAUGCUCACGCCCGUGAUGAGUUCAGCCACACGUGCCCAGCAGAUGAAGAGAUUGAACGCACCUAUGCCAACGUGGCCAAGAAGAUGAGUUAAGGACGGU
Messenger RNA from Euleptes europaea (tarantolino), 761 nucleotides. RefSeq names its product chloride intracellular channel 2 (gene CLIC2). Lineage: Eukaryota; Metazoa; Chordata; Lepidosauria; Squamata; Sphaerodactylidae. The record is from RefSeq and is a predicted model, not a curated record. Bases 11 to 754 code for a protein of 247 amino acids. The transcript is spliced from 6 exons.